Messenger RNA from Sebastes umbrosus (honeycomb rockfish), 1846 nucleotides. RefSeq names its product short chain dehydrogenase/reductase family 39U, member 1 (gene sdr39u1). The record is from RefSeq and is a predicted model, not a curated record. The transcript is spliced from 6 exons. Lineage: Eukaryota; Metazoa; Chordata; Actinopteri; Perciformes; Sebastidae. The coding region runs from base 123 to 1031 and encodes 302 amino acids.
CGGAACUCCUUUUGGUCCAAAAAGGCGAAAGAAAACCUCAUUCACUCAGAGUGGUCCAGUCAGAAGGAAACGUUGUAACCUGCAGCGACGGUCAGUCAACAUUGGACGGACAUUGAACGACUAUGAGAGUGUUAAUAGGAGGGGGAUCUGGCUUCGUGGGCCGUGAGCUGACUCGCCUGCUCAAACACAAAGGUCAUGAGGUCACGGUGAUAUCUCGCCAGCCUGGUCCGGGGAAGAUAACAUGGAGUGAGUUGGAGUCUCACGGCCUCCCACCGUGUGAGGGCGCCGUCAACUUGGCUGGAGAGAAUCUUAUGAACCCACUACGAUGGUGGAAUGAAAGCUAUAAAAAGGAUUUGUUCUCCAGUCGUAUCGACACUACAAAAUCUCUGGCACAAGCCAUUGCUGCUUCCUCCAGUCCUCCUCACUCCUGGGUUGUGGUAUCAGGUGUAGGUUGUUACAAGCCCAGUCAGACGGCUGAGUAUACAGAAGACAGUGAAUGGACGCCAUUCGACAUCCUCUCCAAACUUGUGAAAGAGUGGGAGGCCUCGGCACUUCUUCCUGAGAAUGUGACAAAAAACACCAAACAAGUCGUCAUCAGGUCUGGGGCAGUAUUGGGUCGCGAUGGUGGUGCCAUGAAACAAAUGAUGCUGCCCUUCUGGCUCGGCCUCGGGGGCACUCUGGGGUCAGGAAGACAGCCGUUUCCCUGGAUCCACGUCUCAGACCUGGCAGGACUCAUCGCCCACGCCCUGGAGCCCCCUGCAGACACUCCCCCGCCUUCGCCACAAGUGUUCAACGGGGUCGCGCCGGCGCUGAACACCAACUACGAGUUCACUAAAGAACUGGGCCGGGUCCUGAGGAGGCCCACCAUUUUCCCUGUGCCUGGCUUCGUCAUGAACACCCUAAUGGGCUCUGAGAGGGCAGUGGUCCUCCUGCAGGGCCAGAAAGUCAUACCAAAGAGGACUCAAGAGGCCGGAUUUGAGUACAAGUACCCGGACUUGACCUCUGCCCUGGAAGAGAUCGUUGGGAGUUAACAGGUGUUGAAAGAAUACGUGCUGAUUUAAGAUUUUCUGUUAUUGGGUGUUCAUAUUUAAUGGAUUACAAGAUUCAACUCAAUAGUUGAACAAGAACUUAGGAUCACAAAUGGGCCUGAGGACUGCUUAUCACAUAUGAGCAGUUUAUGAAUCAGGUUUUCUGAGAGCUUGUUUGUACUAAGCGAUAAAAUAGAGCGGAGACACUGAGACUCAAUAGACAAAUACAGGUGUGAUGGCAUACCUGCGUACAUUUAGGGCGCACUGGGAUCCGAUUGUUCAGGCAUUGAAGGACUACAUAACCCUGACAAAAAUGUCAAACAAAUCGGGUAGAAAUUCUAAGUCCACAUCACGAUAGUCCACUUCUCUCUCGACUGACCACAGAUGUGUAUUUUUUUCCUGUUCAGCUGCUUUUACUGUUUUCUUUCACAUAAACUCAAAUAUGAGCAGAGAUGCAGAAGAACAUACACUCUGAUGCCAGGUAACUGCAGUCUGGAUGAUCUGAGCAGUAGGGCUGCAGAUAAUGAUUAAUAUCAUUAUUGACUGAUCAGUCUAUCAAACAUCAGUGUAAUCAUUCGUUCAAGUAAACAAUAGAAAGUUACUAUGAAGAUCAGUGGUGCUUUUGGUCUUUGGGGAUGUGUGAACUUUAACCUGAAGUACUGAAACAUGCAGGAAGAAGUGUCUUAUUCUCCAUUUUGUGACUUUUAAAUAUCAAAUGACUGUGGAAAUUGCAGCAUGCUUGUUACAAGAAAUGGAAUAUGAUGUGAAUAUGAUAUGAUUUGUUGAAGGUGGUGCACAAUAAAGCUGGGUAAAUUACU